Molecule: messenger RNA, 2515 nt
Organism: Brassica rapa (field mustard)
Lineage: Eukaryota; Viridiplantae; Streptophyta; Magnoliopsida; Brassicales; Brassicaceae
Product: polygalacturonase inhibitor-like
Molecular function (GO): protein binding
Source: RefSeq, a predicted model, not a curated record
UAUAUCUUUUUAUUUUUGAUACUUAUUAAAUAAGACUUUCAACUUAUAUUAUUUUUUAAUUAUUUGUAUUAUUUCAUAACAAAAUUUUUAAAUCAUAGAUUAAAAAAGUUGAAUGUGAAAAUUUUAACAGUUUUAGUAAUUUAUUCUCGUUUUGAAAAAUUCAAAAUAUAAUAUAUAAAUAAUUUUUUUAAUUUUUAUUAUAUGGUUAUUAUGAUUGUUAUAAUUUAUUUUAAUAGCUUAAAAUUAAACAAAUAUAAUUAUAAUACACACUUAUUUUUAUCAAAUCUUUAUUAUUCAAAAUCAUUAAUUGUCAUAUAUACUUUAGCCACAUUAGGCAAUUCCGUAAUCUUAUUUAAGGAAAUGAUGAAGCACAUUAAUAAUGUAUUUAUUGUGGUUUAAUAAAAAACUUAUUAUAUAUUUAAAUGGACCAACUUAUUUCUCUAAGGAUUCUAAGAAUCAUUCUAGUGAUGACACGUGGCUACAAAAAAAUGUUGCAAUGCUUCUCAAAUAAUAUAUAGGGGAUUAAUAUAAAGCAAAAACGCAUGUGUACAGAUUCAAACGUUAAGAAAAAAAUAAAGGAAACCCACUAAAUGGCGAAAUAAUAUAAAAGAAAUAAUACACUUUAGAAAACAGUGUUUUCAACCCUGGCGUGAGAGUUUUUAAUUCCAAAAAUUAUUAUACUAACCACUAAUGACCACUAUUAAAUGGCACAUGCCAUUGCAAAUAGCUCCGUCAAAAUGUGUCAACCUUUUCUUUUGAAAACGUGAUUUUGUAAAAUAAAAAAAUGGCUCUCGAAGCACAGAAAACUAUAAAAAAAUAGUACGAAAGAGAAAACGAAAUGACGAUCUUAAAAAAAAAGAGAGCAAUCUUUAGACUUUCUCUAUUAAUAGGUAACCACUUUCGUCGUCUGAGUCUCACCACAAACCAUGAACUCUUCUUACUUGUUCACUACCUUCAUCUUUGCCGCAGUUAUCUCUCUCGGUUGUUUACGUUCGACCGGAGCUGCCACGUGUCAUCCGGACGACGAGGCGGGUCUUUUAUCUUUCAAAGCGGGCAUAACCGAAGAUCCUCUGGGUAUCCUCAGCAGCUGGAAGAAAGGAACCGACUGCUGCUCAUGGUUCGGUGUCAUCUGCAUCACCGGUGACCGCGUCACCGAACUGAGAAUAUUAGGAUCCAGCGUUCUCGGCGUAGGGUUUCUCUCCGGAACUAUCUCACCGUCGCUGGCCAAACUCGAGCACCUCGAGACGCUCUCCUUCACCCAUCUUCUAAACAUCACCGGACCUUUCCCCCAGUUCCUUUUCCUACUACCAAAGCUUAGGUACGUUACCAUCAGGGAUAACCGUCUCUCCGGCCCCCUUCCGGUUAAUAUCGGUUCGCUAAGCGAGUUGGUAGAGCUCGAUCUCGAGGGAAACCGGUUAACCGGUCCGAUUCCGAGUUCAAUUUCCAAUUUGACACGGUUAACUUGGCUUAAUCUCGGCGGGAACAGCCUCUCUGGAACCAUACCGGAUGUUUUCAAAUCCAUGAAGGACCUGGCACUUAUCGAUCUCUCACGUAAUGGAUUCUACGGGAAACUUCCUCCCUCCAUGGAGUCACUUGCACACACUCUCACAUCCCUCUAUCUGAGCCAGAACAAUCUCUCAGGUACGAUCCCUGAUUAUUUUUCGGAGUUCAAGGCUCUUGCCACGUUCGAUCUCUCCAGGAAUCGGUUUACUGGAGUCGUGCCCAUGAGUUUCGCCAAGCUGAAAAGUCUUUUCCAUCUCAAACUUUCCCACAAUUUUCUUACCGGUCCGCUCCCUGCCUUGAAUCCAGUCAACGGUAUUGCCUCUCUGGAUCUAUCGUACAACAGAUUUCACCUGAAAACGAUUCCGCAAUGGGUGACUUCGUCACCGUCCAUGUAUGACUUGAAGCUGGUUAAAUGUGGUAUCGAGAUGAACAUUGAAGAGUGGGAGCCAGUGAGAACCGGGUUAUUUUAUAUCGUCGAUCUUUCUAAAAACGACAUCUCGGGGAGUCCAGCGAGGUUCCUGAACCGUGCGGAUGUUCUGCAGGAGUUCCGAGCAUCGGGAAACAAGCUUCGGUUCGACUUGGGGAAGCUGAAUUUCACCAAGUCGCUGAGAAUCUUGGAUUUGUCGAGAAAUUUGGUAUAUGGGAAGGUGCCAGCGUCCGUGGCUGGACUGAGGAAACUAAGCUUGAGUCAAAACAAUCUUUGUGGAAGGCUUCCGGUUACUAAGUUUCCAGCCAGCGUGUUCGCCGGCAACGACUGUCUCUGUGGCUCUCCGCUUCCUCCUUGUAAAACUUAGCGGCAAGAAAACUGGUGUGAUUUCUCUUCUUUGGCUUGACCUUUCUCUGCUUUGUUCAUCUCUGUUUUUGCACUUGUGUAACACUGCCAUAGAAGCACACACAACUCCUCUCUCACGUUUGUGUUUGUUCUUAUAGAGAGAGAAGAGAUUAUCUUUGUAUGUCUACAUUUUCUCAAUUCUUUUCUUAUUAAUCUCAAACAUACUAUCUUAUGUAUGCU